AUGAAAUCCAUCUCCACCUCCCUCGUCUUAUUUCUGUGCUUCUUGACAGCCAUGGUUGAAGGUCUCACCCGUUACCAAACCACACCCCCAAGCGACGCCAUCGUCUGUCAUGACAGACAGGCUCUUAACGAUCUGGCCCUGGCCCACCCGGAUGGGCUUCUUUAUCCCGAGAAUGGAGGCUACUAUCUGAAGGAUGGGGAUGAAGUCGUCGUUGGUAUCGCCAGCGACGAUCUUUGCACGGAGCUGGACGGUGCCUUUGCUAGCAUGGAUGCAAAAAUUGCCCAAGAAGGUGAGGGCGAUGGAUCCGAAGACAACACUUCUGAGGCUGAAAAUGUCAUCAAGAGAGCUGAAAAUGCCUUGCAUAACUCAUGCAGACACCCUCGCUGCUUCACUCACCCCCAUUGUCUGACCUACUCACACUGCCAUAUCUGCUCUUCCCGCAAGCAUUGUAUCUAG
Molecule: messenger RNA, 456 nt
Organism: Penicillium hordei
Lineage: Eukaryota; Fungi; Ascomycota; Eurotiomycetes; Eurotiales; Aspergillaceae
Exons: 1
Coding region: 1-456 (151 amino acids)
Source: RefSeq, a predicted model, not a curated record